Chironomus riparius is the source of this 2193-nucleotide messenger RNA. Lineage: Eukaryota; Metazoa; Arthropoda; Insecta; Diptera; Chironomidae. The record is from the annotation of a GenBank genome assembly.
AAAAUACAUUCGGAACUAAUUUAACCUGAACAUAUGUAAAAUAUUUUCCCGCUUCCAAAAAUCUGAGAGAGUAGCGAGCAACAUAUCCAAAACAAAUGAACUGCGCAUGUCUGAUGAGAGUAAGGAUAUUUAAAGGAUAAUUUUCUCGAUUUUACAAUGAUUUGCAAGAAAAAUCAUAGCUUGAAUACUUUAUCAUAAAAAAAAUUAAAUAUUUAAUCGAUAAAUGGACACUAGAAAGGAAUUAAUAAGCUUAAUAAUAGUUUGUCAAUAGACGAAUCAUUGAGUGUACAUCAAGUUGAUUGAAUUUGUAUCUUACUAGUCAUGGAAGUUGAUACAGUAGAUGAAAAGAUUGAAGAAGUCUCCUUAGAUUUAAUUCAGUCAAUAAAAACAAAGACCUUCAAUGAAGCUCUUGAAGAAUUAUUUCAGCUUGAGAAAAAGUAUCGAACAGUUGGUGAUGCAAUAUCCAUUGGACGGAUUCUUGUUGCAAUUGUCGAAAUUCAUUUUGAGUCAUCAAAAUAUCAAGAACUUAAUGAAAUAAUUAUAACAUUUGCACUUAAAAAGCAUCUCCAAUCGGAACAAGCUAUUGGGACAAUGAUUAGAAAAUGCUGUGAGUUUGUUGAUGCAAUCGAAAAUAAUUCAAUUAAAAUGAAAUUAUUGGAAACACUUAAGCACGUAACGGAUGGAAAAUUGUAUGCGGAAAUAGAAAGAGCAAAAAUAUGUAAGGAAUUUGCGGUGAUGAAAAGAAAUAAUGAAAGUGAUGUAGAAGGUGCUAUUAAGAUUCUUGAAGAUCUAAGACUUGACACAUUAACAUCAUUAGAACGGAAGGAGAGAAUUGAAAUUAUUUUACAGUUGAUGGAACUUCUGAUAGAAUCAAAAGAGUUUGUUAAAUGCCUUAUUGUAGCUAAGAAAAUUAACAAGCAAAUUUUAGACACAACACUUGAAUAUCAAGCUUUAAAAAUUCGAUUCUAUAGACUCAUGAUAACUAUUGACAAAUAUGAAAAUUACCUGAACACAUCGAGACAUUAUCAAUUUAUUAUCAACACGAAAGUGAUGCAAUCGGAAGAACAGAAAGAAGAGAGGAAGAAACUCUUGUCAUACUCGAUUGCUUAUUGUAUUUUAGCACCAUUUGAUCACGAGAAACUUACUAUGAUGCAUGAAUUGUCAAAACAUAAAUUCAUAUCUGAAGUUCCAUCGUUUCGUGAACUUUUAAAAGAAUACACGACAAUUGAGCUGAUCAACUGGUACACAAUGAAGGCACAAUUUAAAGAUGACUUUCUUGCACUAGAAAUAUUCGAUGUCAACACACAGGAAGGUUUAAAAUGUUGGAAAGACCUUCGUACAUCUACAAUUGAGCAUAAUAUCAAAGUUUUUGCGACAUACUAUCAACGAGCAUAUUUGUCGCAUAUCAGUGACUUUCUAGAUAUAAAUGUCGAUGAAACUGAGAAGCAUCUAUGCAACCUAAUUGUUAACAAAUCAAUAAAAGCAAAAAUUGAUAGACUUACUGGAAUUAUAACAUUUAAGAACAAUCAUAUUACAUCAGAAAAACCCACAAAUUGUCAGCAAGAGAAUGUAUUACAAGAUUGGCUCCAUCAACUCUCAACGCUCAUGAAACUCAUAGAUAAUACAUCUCAUUUAAUAAAUAAGGAGGAAUCUGAGCUUUAAGAUUAAUAGUCUUUAUGUGCAUUGUGUUAUUUUUCAAUACCCAAACUCGACCAAAUUUCGGAUGUAGCUACAAAAAAUGUACUCAAAAAUACGUAUUUUUAGAUGUGACAAAUAUUUUGUGGGAAUCUUUAAAAGAUCUUGUGCUGUGCUUAAAUCAAAAAAUUAAUGUGGAUUUGCUUUGUGAUAAAAAUUGUGUUAUUUUUGCUUUUGCUUAAAGUGUGUAGUGUUGGAACUGAAUGGAAUCUAGGGUCUUAAGCCGUAUAUAGGAGAAACACUUUAGCACUGAUAAUACCAUAAAAAAAAUUGUAAACCACCAAUAUCAUGUAGUUCUCUGCCUACUUUUGUUUAUUUUCUGUUGUUAAAUUGACUAGAAUUUACACAAUGCCUAACAUUGAGAUAAUUUUGCACAUCAAUUUAUUUUUCAUAUACAUAUAAAGUGAGUGGACACACAAUUAGAAAUUUUUAUAUUUUCCAAAUUUCUCCCUUAUUUUUUCAUAAAACCUAUUAAAGUUAUAUAUUUUUCAAAAGCUU